AUGAUUGAGGAGAAGAACCAGGAGAUCGUUGCGGCCGAGUGUGAGAAGCUUGAUCAGUUGAUUGCUAAGUUCACGCGAGGCUUUGAUCCAUCUAUCUUCCGCAACGAAGUCAUCUCGGCCCUCCCACACCUCGCAGGCUCUGCUUUCCCAAGCAACCAUGUGCAUCUUCUGCUGUUGCUCUUCGCCACAGAUGCGGAGGUGCAAGUUAUGCAGGUGGAGCUUGAGAAGUGGACCUUGCAGCGUUACGAGGACGUGUUCAAGCGCUACAGGGAGGCAAAUAGUCUCGAUGAAACGUACUUUGCAGCCGAGAUCGAGACUUUGCGACGACUGCUUGAACCUCUGCGUGGAGAUUCCACUCAUCCGGUCUACUGGCUUGGUUCUCGACGUGCAGAUCCAGGCCAAGCUCGACAGCAGCUCGAGGCUGCGACCACGGUGAUCAAUGCGUUCAAGAAGGACUUGAUUGCUGCUCUGCAUUUCGGACCCCAGGAGCGUGAAUUCCCCAAGCCGCUUCCAGUCUCCGUCGAACGCUCUGCCUUGGUUAGCAUAAAGCAGCUGCGUAUUGACGCAUGCAAGGACACUCUGCAAUGGGAUGAGUACAAUAAAAGCACUCUGGUCUUCACUCAUUUUCAUUCGGCUUACAAGGCACUGAUUUGCAGAGACAAUUCGGACAAGGCCCGUAAUUUAGGUUGGCUGCCACCUGCAGUGAUGGUCGCUCCCCGUGCGUCGAGUCCGCAUGCAGCUGUGGGGGAUCUUGCCUACUGGCCGCUCAGACAGGAUGAGAAGCGCAUUUACGAUCUCUUGAUCCGCACCGCAAUCUGGCUGGCACUUGCAAGAGGUCUCCCCGCAGUGCAUCUAUUCUGCGACAUUGUUCGAGUCUUUACCUUUCACAAACCACCUAAAGAUGCAAGCCUCGCAGAAGUGGCGUACCUGCGUCGUUUGACCCAGCUGCGCAUGCCUGUAGAAGAAGAAGAAGAAGAAGAAGCAAUUCACCCCGAGACUCAAAUCCCACUGACUUUCCAGAACCCGUCAUUGACAACCAGCAAUGACACUUACUUCAAGGACGUCUGGAAGUCGGACAAGAAUCUAGAAAAAGAUCUGGCACGGCACGUCACGCUCACUGGAUUGAAAACGGCCAAGGAUGUCCGCGACUCCAGACCCCUUCCGCCUCGCCGCUCGUUCCAGCAGCAGGCACAACUGAUCAAAGAUGCUCUCACUGUUCAGAAGGGCUUCGACGAUAUGUGGCCUAAAGAGCCGGUAAGCAGUUCAUUCCUACAUCUGAAGACCCACAGCUAA
Molecule: messenger RNA, 1293 nt
Organism: Aspergillus saccharolyticus JOP 1030-1
Lineage: Eukaryota; Fungi; Ascomycota; Eurotiomycetes; Eurotiales; Aspergillaceae
Exons: 3
Coding region: 1-1293 (430 amino acids)
Source: RefSeq, a predicted model, not a curated record